CCUUGCAGUGGGUUUGGAGCAAGUUCUCUUUUCAUUAGCAUGCAUGAAGUCACAUUAAAAAAGCACAGUGGGAGUUUGGGACUCCAAUCACAUUCCAGGCUCAUUCAAGAAAGAUAUGCAUUAGUCAUAUGACGUCCGCUGAAGUGACAGCCUGUAGCAGCUCCAAGGAAUCACCCUACAGUUCUACUAGAGGAAUAGUUCCUGCUGUGCUUUCCUGGGCUCUCUUGCUUUGGAUUUUCAUGCAAGCAAAGCGACGUGUUUAUGAUUUUGGUCUUAACAGUUUUGUUGUGCAGUGCUGGACAAGAUUUAUGUUUCCCUUACUGCAUUUAGGUCCAACAGUGAUCAGUCCUGAGGAUGAGGCAACAGAUACAGAAGAUAAUGAAGAGGAAGACUUGGGAGUAAUGGAUGAACAACGCAGUGUUAUAUUGCAUCUUCUGUCACAGCUGAAACUUGGCAUGGACCUCACAAGGGUAGUGCUUCCAACAUUUAUUUUAGAGAAGCGAUCACUCCUGGAGAUGUAUGCCAAUUUCAUGGCCCACCCUGACCUAUUUUUGUCCAUCACAGCUGGAGCGACUCCUGAGGAACGAAUGAUCCGCUUUGUGGAGUAUUACGUGACAUCAUUUCAUGAAGGACGUAAGGGAGCAGUAGCCAAGAAACCAUAUAAUCCAAUCAUAGGGGAGACUUUCCACUGCUCUUGGGAUGUGCCUAAGGACAAAGUGCGAUCAAUUAGGACUCACUGUGCAGCUGCUAAUGCUAAGGAUCAGGCCAAAAUCCAGGACAUGGAUCCUAGCUGGGACCAGUCAGAGAGGUACAAAUUGAGGUUUAUAGCAGAGCAAGUCUCUCAUCACCCACCAGUGUCAGGUUUUUACUGUGAAUGCAAAGAGAAGAAAAUGUGUGUAAAUGCUCACGUGUGGACCAAAAGCAAAUUUAUGGGGAUGUCUAUAGGAGUCUCCAUGGUAGGUGAAGGCAUCCUUUAUCUACUAGAACAUGAAGAAGAAUAUGUUUUUACGCUGCCUAGUGCCUAUGCACGCUCUAUUCUCACAGUUCCUUGGGUUGAACUAGGAGGAAAAGUUAAUAUUGUUUGUGCCAAGAGUGGUUACUCAGCCACAGUCACAUUCCACACCAAGCCCUUCUAUGGAGGAAAAGUCCACCGAGUUACAGCAGAAGUGAAACACAAUCCCACAUCUACAGUUGUAUGCAAAGCACAAGGGGAGUGGAAUGGCACUCUAGAAUUUACCUAUAAUAAUGGAGAAACCAAAGUGAUCGACACUACUAAGUUGCCAGUCAUCAGGAAGAAGAUUAGACCAUUAGAAAAACAAGGACCAUUUGAAUCAAGACGUCUUUGGCAGCAUGUCACAAACUCACUGAAAACAGGUGACAUUGACUUAGCAACACAGCACAAGCACCUACUGGAAGAGAAGCAGCGGGCUGACCAGAGGCAACGAGCAGCAACAAAUACGCCUUGGCAACCGAAAUAUUUUAUUAAAGUGGGUGAUGGCUGGGAGUAUUUCUGUCCCCUCUGGAAGACACACCGAGGUGAUACUGCACAUUAAUUGCCCCCGUAAGUGGACUGUAUCAGGAGUAAUCUGGAAAGGUUCCUCCAGAUGACUCUGCAUCCAGGAGCAGCACUUUUCUGAGAGAAGUAGGGACCAGUGCGAUAAAGACAGUCAAAUAAUGCAGUAAAUAAAGUUGGGCAGAGUGGCUCCCAAUCUCAAAACAUCCCACAACUCUUUGCCAAUCAAAAGCUUUCUUAUGUAGUCUUAAUGCAGAACUUGUGUUUAAAUUUAAUAGCUAAUAAUUUUUUAUUAUUGUUAGAAAUGUUCUAUUUUUCACCUUUGUCAAAACCUUUUAAUGCACUUAUACAGUGUGGCUUACCACUGCCAGGCAUUCACUGUUCAAACUGUUUCACAAAAGACUGUGCAGUGGUAAUGUACCAUGAUCAUUCAAAGAGGACGAAAACUGGCAUUAUUCAUUAUCUUGUACCAUUUUCCAGUGUUGAAUAGUCUGAAAUUGCCAUUGUGUUUAGUUUAACUGUCUGUCACAUUAUAGCAUUCAUUUUCAUUUUGCGUUCCAAAGAAAUAUUCAUUCAUGUUGCACCACAUGUCUAUUAUGCUUUCAUACUAUUUAUUUAGCUUGUGUUGCCAAAGUUCAGAUCUUGUCAAUCUGGAGCCCAAAUGGUGUGAUAGCCCCUCUUUCAGUCCAUAUUAGUUAUUAUUCAAAAGAAGUCUAAAGGAACUGCUUAAAAACUUGUAUCAAAAUAGCAGUUGUUUAAAAAUAAAUACUUUACUGAUAGCUAAAUGUUCUGCAGUAGAAAGGGCUUUAGUAUGAGAAUAUUUUGGAUGAUUUGUUUUUUAUGGAGAAAUAUGUUGUAUACUAAGAUAACUCUUAAAUGAAAGCACUGUGAUUAAACUAUAUAGAAUGAAAACACUAUAGGAGGAGAAGAUGGUUGUCAAGGUACUACAGGCUAUCAUAUAGUCAUAAUUUCUGUUCAGCAUUUAUAGGAUGAAUUAUUUACAUGCAUUAAUGUUACAGUCAUUGAGAAAGUUAUUAGAUUCUGUGUUGCUUGGUAAUUGGCAACUUUAUUUCCUUUGUACCAGAGAUGCCCAUUUAUCCACUAUUUGCAUUUCAUGCUACAUACAGCUGUUUUUCAAAAAAUAUGGUAUUACAUGUCCAGAUUUGUUUUUAUUUAGUAAACUAGACUUGUGCCUUUUUA
This is a messenger RNA of Protopterus annectens (West African lungfish), 2713 nucleotides long. RefSeq names its product oxysterol binding protein like 10 (gene OSBPL10). The transcript has 7 exons. Bases 129 to 1553 code for a protein of 474 amino acids. Gene Ontology annotation, molecular function: cholesterol binding. NCBI's taxonomy places the organism in Eukaryota, Metazoa, Chordata, Ceratodontiformes, Protopteridae. Gene Ontology annotation, cellular component: membrane; cytosol; intracellular membrane-bounded organelle. The record is from RefSeq and is a predicted model, not a curated record.